Messenger RNA from Physella acuta, 420 nucleotides. Its product is annotated as LDL receptor repeat-containing protein egg-1. The record is from RefSeq and is a predicted model, not a curated record. Lineage: Eukaryota; Metazoa; Mollusca; Gastropoda; Physidae. Gene Ontology annotation, cellular component: plasma membrane; signaling receptor complex. Gene Ontology annotation, molecular function: protein binding.
AUGCAGUUCUCUAAACAAAUCAUACCAUGUUCUGUUCUAGUAAAAUGCGGAUCUAACCAGUUCGCCUGUUAUGAUCAGAAGCAGUGCGUGAGUGAAAGCUUGGUCUGCAACAACGUGAACGACUGCCAUGACGGUUCUGAUGAAGCUACUUGCAAUUCUUGUCAAGAGAAUCAGUGGAUGUGCUCCGGUGUAAUGAAAUGUGUGCCCAAAUCAGCUCGCUGUAACAAGACCAGCGAGUGUAGCGACAACUCGGAUGAACAAAACUGCCCCGAUGGGGGUAACAACAGAGUAAGAAGUUUGAACAACGGAAAGUAAGCGAUGCUGCUACUUUAUACAUGCACUGGCGAUGUAAAACCUUGAUUGUGUCAGAACAGUUUUUUUUGAGGAAUAAAAUAUAAAAACAAUUAAUUAAAACUAUCA